Messenger RNA from Coturnix japonica (Japanese quail), 1816 nucleotides. RefSeq lists its product as uncharacterized. The record is from RefSeq and is a predicted model, not a curated record. Lineage: Eukaryota; Metazoa; Chordata; Aves; Galliformes; Phasianidae. Gene Ontology annotation, biological process: regulation of transcription by RNA polymerase II. Gene Ontology annotation, cellular component: nucleus. Gene Ontology annotation, molecular function: RNA polymerase II transcription regulatory region sequence-specific DNA binding; DNA-binding transcription factor activity, RNA polymerase II-specific.
CCUCCGCCACCACUCCUGCGGCUGGGCACGGAGCGCCAUGGUGCAGCUCGGGAGCGGCCGCGGAGCCCCACCGCCUCUCCUGGCCCCACCGACGGCCUUCAGCAUCGACAGCAUCCUGCAGCCCGGUCCCCGCUGCCAGGCCCGGGAGCAGGGUAGGGCCAGCUGCGCGCUGCCGGAGGACGAAGAGGAAGAGGAGGAGGAGGAAGAAGAGGGGCCUGCGGAGGAGCAGCCCAGUAAAGGUUCUACCGACUCGGGCAGCGAGCGGCUGCGGGAGGAAGGGCCGCGCCGGGCGGAUGCUGAGGCCGAAGGCUCAGUUUCUCCUUUUUCCACGGAGAGGUUCCGCGGAUGCCGGCAGCCGUCGCCGCGGGACUCUGGGGGUUGCAGCAGGGAGAGUGGAAGGUGUUCAGCUGCCGGAGGCAAGAAAAAGACGCGGACCAUCUUCUCCAAGAGCCAGGUUUUCCAGCUGGAGUCCACCUUCGACGUGAAACGCUACCUGAGCAGUGCUGAGCGGGCCGGCUUGGCCGCCGCGCUGCACCUCUCCGAGAAGCAGGUGAAGAUCUGGUUCCAGAACCGCCGCAACAAGCUCAAGAGACAGCUGUCGGCCGAGCCCGAGGGUCCGGGCCAAGCGGAGCCCCCAGGGGAGCCCCUGCCGCCUCCCGCCGCCUCUUUCUCCUUCCCGGCCCUAUACAAGGACAGCGCCCUGCUCAGCCGCUGCCUGCUGCCUCUCCCCUUUCCUCUGCUGUACCCGGGCAACGCCAUCCCCUACCUCUGCCUUCCCGGCCCGGUUAAGCACUUCAGCCUGCUAGACGGGGACGUAUAGCUUUUCCCCUCGGCCCCCGCCCUGCCUAUUGCAGGAGGGCGAUGGUCCCUGUGGCCCAGCCAUGCCACCAUCCGCUUUCGCCCCGACCCGCGGCAGCCGCUCUCAGGCCCGGGGUCCCUUACACGCGGUUGUGUGCCGCCGUGUCAGAGCUUCAACAAAGUCUGCCUUCUGCUCGAGGCGGAGAAGAACGGAGCUGCCAAAGAAACCGGGAUGCGCUGUGUCUCCCUUCCCUCCGCAGCCCUUCCGUGGCCGCGGUUUAGGAAAGACAAUAUUCUGCCUCAGUCCAAGGGAAUGGUGUCAUCACGGCUGCCCCCGCACCGUGCCUCCACCCGAGUGCGUUGGGUACAGCCCCAUCCACUCCGUACGCUCCUCUAUCUCACAUUCUCCACCUUUAGUACCCCUUCAAUUAACAUUUCCCCAUCUCUGACACUAUCAAAAUGCGGAAACCUCUCUAAAUCUCUAUAGCUUCUCUGAAUUUUGAAUUUUCGAACCAAACAACUCCUCUAUCACACUUCGUGCUAACCGGUUCCCAGAUCAGGACCCAUCUGAUGCUUUGCACACAAGUUACUCUAACAAGUUAUUCUAACCCCGCCCCCGACAGCUCAGGGGAUUAUUUUAUCGGCUGCCCUACCGUAAUGGAGGGCUUUCUUUUUUCUUUUCUUCUUUUAAACCCACUUAAAAUUUCCAACCGCAUUUGUCUUCUUUUGGUUUCCGAGUUCACACGCUUUAUAUUACGAACUGAGAAAUAAAACUUUUCUAUCAGAAACCCGAGCUGCAUGCCUAUUCCGUACAGCCGCUCCUGGGAAGUGUCCAAAGAAAGACGUUUCCUAGAGUGCAUCGAAGGGUUUUUGUUUUAAAAAUAAAGGUUGAAAGUGUAAUCGUGGUACGGCAAAAUUCAGAAACGCUUGCGAAAAUGGGCGACUUGUUGAGUUUUCCAGAAGGCGAAAAGAAAAAUAAAAUUAAAGAAAAAAAAUAAAGAAAAAGAGAACGAAAGAG